UCCACGUCCGAGGGUUCCCCAACCACUUUUGAAGACGUAAUGGCUACCACAGGCCCUUUCGCAUCUACUCAAGUCAUGAUGGACUACUUCUCACGGGCAACGGGUCAAGAACAUACGGGCGACGAACUGGAAUCGCUGAUGGCUCCACGGAAGAUUGGGGAUGUACUGGUGUUGCCAAGAGAAGGCUUUGGGUGGUUGGCCCAUGAGCAUACCCACAGUAAAGGAGACCCUUCUAUUCUGGUAGAGCAUUUAUUCAUAGCCUCGUGGAGGCAAAGCCACCCAGGAUGAGAAGACUUCACCUUGAC
Molecule: messenger RNA, 305 nt
Organism: Colletotrichum navitas
Lineage: Eukaryota; Fungi; Ascomycota; Sordariomycetes; Glomerellales; Glomerellaceae
Exons: 1
Coding region: 40-288 (82 amino acids)
Biological process (GO): protein N-linked glycosylation
Cellular component (GO): mannan polymerase complex
Molecular function (GO): alpha-1,6-mannosyltransferase activity
Source: RefSeq, a predicted model, not a curated record